UCUUUAGUUCUACACUGUCAGUGCUGGAUUCUUCACACAAAGAUGUGGCUUCCUCUUGGGAUCAUCUUUUCUCUGGGGAUACUAAUUCCUGGAAAAUUCAGCUUGAAAUUGCAAUAUGACAGGGAUCAAGUUUUGCUUAUUAUGCCAGAAACAUUUCAGCAAGUCCAGCAUCUUCAGCUUCUUUGCAGUACUUUAAUGCUGGAUUUGUGGAAGCCCCUGCUGCCUGAAGACUUCAGGGCUGGGGAAGACCUGCACAUAAGGGUCCCAGCCCCUCUGGUGCAGGAAGUGAAAGACAACUUAGAUCAGCAUAUGAUCUCUUACAGAGUACUAAUACCUGAUGUGCAGAAACUUGUGGAUGAGAGCAUGCCAAGGGAGAGGAGCAGCCACAGACAGGUCUCAGGAGGUUAUGCCUACACCGAGUACCAUCCAAUGGAAGAGAUUUAUCAGUGGAUGACUCAGAUUCAGAAGAACAACAGUGAGCUGGUGACUCAGCACUUCCUGGGGAAGACAUUUGAGAAUCGAGCAAUGUAUUACCUACAGAUCAGCCAACCAUCAAAUGAACCCAAAAAGAUAAUUUGGAUGGACUGUGGGAUUCAUGCCAGAGAAUGGAUCUCUCCAGCCUUCUGUCAGUGGUUUGUAAAAGAAAUUCUUCAAAAUUACAAAACUGACCCAAAGAUAAGCAGAUUUCUGCAGAAUUUAGACCUCUAUGUCUUGCCAGUCCUCAAUAUUGAUGGCUACAUCUAUUCCUGGGAAAAAGAGCGUUUGUGGAGGAAAAACCGUUCUCCAUAUGGGAAUGGCACCUGCUAUGGCACAGAUCUGAACCGAAACUUCAAUUCAUCCUGGGGCAGUGUUGGUGUAUCUUUUAACUGCAGCAGUGAGGUCUUCUGUGGAUCUGGGCCAGAAUCAGAGCCUGAGACAAGAGCUGUGGCUCAGUUUAUCAAAAGCAAGAAGAGUGACAUUUUGUGUUAUUUAACAAUUCACUCCUAUGGACAGCUCAUCCUCACUCCAUAUGGUUCCACAACUAAACCUCCAAGUAACAACGAAGAACUGAUGCAAGUUGCAAAGGAAGCAGCUGCUGCAUUGACAGGAAAGUAUGGGACCAGCUAUAGAGUAGGAUCAACUGCUUUAAUUUUAUACAAUAACUCAGGCUCCUCACGGGACUGGGCCCACACGAUUGGCAUUCCGCUGUCUUACACAUUUGAACUGCGAGACACGGGUACUCAUGGAUUUGUUCUCCCUCCUAACCAAAUCCAGCCCACGUGUGAGGAGACUAUGUUGGCUGUGACAACUAUCAUAGACUAUGUUGAUAAGAAGUACUUCCCAGGUGGAGAUGUGGUGCUGACCUCCAGCAGCUUGGGCCUGAGCCUUUGCCUGAGUAUUGUAUUUAUAUUGACCAUCUCUUAAAAACAGUUUAGAGAACCCAGCAAGAGACUCACAUGAAAAAUACAAUUUCCGCUCAAAAAUAAAAAAAGUUACAUCAGCAAAGGAACUUAAUGUCAAGUAUUUUAAUAAUCAUAAAAAUUAUCAUCCCAUAUAAUACAAGGACUUGUGAUUUGAUAGCUAUGUUUUUGGAAGAAGGAAAAAAUAAAGAGGA
This is a messenger RNA of Parus major (Great Tit), 1594 nucleotides long. RefSeq names its product carboxypeptidase O (gene CPO). Gene Ontology annotation, molecular function: zinc ion binding; metallocarboxypeptidase activity. Lineage: Eukaryota; Metazoa; Chordata; Aves; Passeriformes; Paridae. The transcript has 11 exons. The coding region runs from base 43 to 1404 and encodes 453 amino acids. The record is from RefSeq and is a predicted model, not a curated record. Gene Ontology annotation, biological process: proteolysis.